This is a messenger RNA of Ilex paraguariensis (yerba mate), 942 nucleotides long. NCBI's taxonomy places the organism in Eukaryota, Viridiplantae, Streptophyta, Magnoliopsida, Aquifoliales, Aquifoliaceae. The record is from the annotation of a GenBank genome assembly.
AUGGCCAUGAUUGCACCAUUGAAAGUUGGGUUUUAUCAGAAAAGUUGCCCAUCAGCAGAGGCUAUAGUGAAAAGCACAGUGAACCAGGCACUUGCUACUGACAAUGGAGUCCCUGCUGCCCUCAUUAGAUUGCACGUCCACGACUGUUUUGGUUGUGAUGCCUCCAUCCUUCUUGACUCAACACCGGCCAACCUGGCCGAGAAAGAUAGUCCGGCGAACCUAGGCAUAUCUGGCUUUGAUGUGAUCGACCAAGUCAAGGCCAACCUAGAAGCUGCAUGCCCACAAACAGUUUCUUGUGCAGACAUAGUCGCCUUCGCAGCUCGAGAUGGUGUUUCCAUGGCAGGUGGCACCUACUACGCCGUUCCCGGUGGCCGCCGCGAUGGAACAGUUUCACUAGCGGCUGAAGCAGCCCAAAACCUCCCUGGUUCAUUCUUCAACGUGACACAACUGAGAGAAAACUUUGCUAAAAAGGGGUUGUCAAUGGCAGAAAUGGUGACACUCUCUGGUGCUCACUCCAUUGGUGACUCUCACUGUUCUUCAUUCUCAAAACGGCUCUAUUCAUUCAAUUCAACAUAUUCACAGGACCCAUCUAUGAAUCUUUCUUAUGCUAAUUAUCUCAGAACCAAAUGUCCUCGUCCGGCAUCGAAAACGAACAGUACUAGUACUGUUGUUCCUGAUCCUGUGGUUCCUUUCGAUCCUGUAACACCAAACCUGCUUGAUAAUAAUUACUAUAAGAUUUUGGAGAGUCACAAGGGGUUAGUGGCUUCAGAUCAGGUCCUGUGGAGCAGCAGCUUGGUGACAAGAAAAAUGGUGAAGAACAAUGCCAAUCAUCCGGGUAAAUGGGCUUCCAAAUUUGCUGAAGCAAUGGUGAAAAUGGGUGAAAUUGAUUUGCUCACUGGGGUUCAUGGAGAGAUAAGGAAGAACUGCAGGGUUGUGAAUUAG